This is a messenger RNA of Phytophthora sojae, 156 nucleotides long. RefSeq lists its product as hypothetical. The transcript has a single exon. Lineage: Eukaryota; Oomycota; Peronosporomycetes; Peronosporales; Peronosporaceae. The record is from RefSeq and is a predicted model, not a curated record. The annotation marks the transcript as partial.
AUGGAGAUCUUCAAAGCAAACAACCCUGACUGGGCCAAAAUCCAAGUGGUGAUGACGGACAAGGCUGCUCAUGAGAAAGAAGUUCUGCGAGAAGAGCUGCCCGACGCUCGGCAACUCUUGUGUCAGUGGCAUGUGAUUACCUGGCUGAAGGAGCAG